AUGGCAGAAAUGGCAGAGACGGAACCAACCUCCGUAUCAGCAUCAGAUGAAAAGCCUUUGUCUGAUAACAAGAAGCCAUGGGAGUCUUAUCACACUGUCUACACUAACGCCAAAGCAGGUAUGGAAGGGGUUGAUAAGGAAAAGGUUCAGAGAAUAGUUUAUGAGAUGAGUAAAGGGUCCAAAUAUUUCGAGAAUGAGGAGCGGAAGGAGGCCUAUAUGAAACAAAAGAUUGAGAAUAUGCGUACUCGCUGUGCUAAGCUCACUCCUGAAGAUUUGUCCCACUAUCAGAAGAUUGCUGAUAAUAGAGUUUUGGAGCUAGAAGCGGGACGUGAUCUGUCAAGGAUUUGGUUACAUGUCGAUAUGGAUGCAUUUUAUGCAGCUGUUGAGACACUAUGCGAUCCAUCAUUGAAUGGGAAACCAAUGGCUGUAGGUGGAAUGUCUAUGAUUUCUACAGCCAAUUAUGAGGCAAGGAAAUUUGGGGUGCGGGCUGCUAUGCCUGGAUUUAUUGCUCGUAAAUUAUGUCCCGAGUUGAUUUUUGUUCCCGUCGAUUUCAAGAAAUACACCCAUUACAGUGAUUUAACAAGAAAAGUUUUCCAGAAAUACGAUCCCAACUUCUUGGCAGCAAGUUUGGAUGAAGCAUACCUGGAUAUAACGAAUGUCUGCAUGGAAAGAGGCAUAACUGGUGCAGAAGUAGCUGAAGAGCUUCGAUCCAACGUUUACAAUGAGACAGGCCUCACUUGUAGUGCUGGGGUGGCUCCAAAUCGCUUACUUGCUAAGGUUUGCUCGGAUAUCAACAAGCCAAACGGUCAGUUUGUUCUACCGAAUGAUCGUAUGGCUGUGGUGACAUUUAUUUCCUCACUUCCGAUAAGAAAGAUUGGGGGGAUUGGUAAGGUUACUGAUCAAAUUUUAAAGAAUGUCUUUGAAAUUACAACAUGCGAGGAAAUGCUUCAAAAGCGUGGCUUUCUGUGUGCACUUUUCUCCCGCUCUUCAUCAGAUUUUUUUCUCUCUGUUGCUCUAGGACUUGGAGGAACAGAGACUCCUGAAAGUAGGUUGAGGAAAAGCAUUAGCAAUGAAAGAACAUUUUCAGCCACCAAUGAUGAGACAUUACUUAAUAAGAAAAUUGAGGAUCUCUCAGAGAUGCUUGCUGCUGACAUGAAAAAAGAGGGACUUUCAGGAAAAACAUUGACCUUAAAGUUGAAAACUGCAUCUUUUGAGGUUCGGACGCGUGCGGUGACUCUACCAAAUUUUAUAAGCUCAUAUGAUGAUAUCCUGAAGCACGCAUUAAAGUUGCUGAAGGCUGAAAUACCUCUAUCUUUGAGGCUGAUUGGACUACGAAUCUCUCAGUUCAAUGAAGACAAAAAUGUAACUCCUUCCGAUCCUACACAGAGAACGCUUUCCAACUUCAUUAUUCCAAGAGAUGCUUGUAGAAGAGAUAUCAAUGACAGCACACCUGUGGGAUCAGAUAUGAGUGAUACUGCCUUUACAGCUAGCUCAUUCAUGGAUCUUCCUGCUGAUAUCUCUGAAAGAUGUGAUUUGAGGAGUUCUGAUUGUUACAAAGAAGUGUCUGAUUCUGACGCAGACUUCUUGGAGCAAAACCUCAAAGAAGCUGGAAGUAGGGCUAGAUGCUGGAACAAUGAAUCAAGAGACAAAAUGGAUUGCCUUGCAAUAGAAGGUGAAUCACUUAGACCAUGUACAACUCAAGAUUCUUCUUUACUGGAGUAUCAUGGAACCAUUGAAGCCUUUGAAGCAGGGCCUUCAACAAAUCAGAAAGUACCAUUCUACUGGGAGGAGGACUACAAGUGCUCUUUGUGUGGUGUUGAACUGCCUCCGAGCUUCAUUGAUGAAAGACAAGAACACUCUGAUUUCCAUCUGGCCGAGAGAUUGCAAGAGGAAGAAUCAGGAGACAAUCGUUCGAGUCUCCCAGUAAAGCAUAGGUUGAUUCAGAGAGAACAGAAUGUUGGCCGAAUCAACCCGAAGAAGAAGCAGAAACCAUCAUCAGUCAUUGGUAAACAUGUCCCAAUUGAUGUUUAUUUCGCAAAGACAAAUCAGAACUUCUGA
Oldenlandia corymbosa var. corymbosa is the source of this 2058-nucleotide messenger RNA. The record is from the annotation of a GenBank genome assembly. NCBI's taxonomy places the organism in Eukaryota, Viridiplantae, Streptophyta, Magnoliopsida, Gentianales, Rubiaceae.